Messenger RNA from Labrus mixtus (cuckoo wrasse), 3234 nucleotides. It is a transcript of the gene trhrb, whose product is annotated as thyrotropin-releasing hormone receptor b. The record is from RefSeq and is a predicted model, not a curated record. The transcript is spliced from 2 exons. The coding region runs from base 1160 to 2368 and encodes 402 amino acids. NCBI's taxonomy places the organism in Eukaryota, Metazoa, Chordata, Actinopteri, Labriformes, Labridae. Gene Ontology annotation, cellular component: membrane. Gene Ontology annotation, molecular function: thyrotropin-releasing hormone receptor activity. Gene Ontology annotation, biological process: phospholipase C-activating G protein-coupled receptor signaling pathway.
CCAGAUUUCCAACUCUAUCCACUGUCCUGUCAAAGAAAGGCAUACAAUUUCCAAAAAUACAUCUUAAAAAAAGACAACAAGGAACAUUUAAUACACAAUUUCUGCUUAUGAAGACAUUUGUGGUGUCUGUUUAGAGUUGUCUAAGUGAGUGGGGUAAGCGCCAACUCCAAGUGAAUGUUAACUUGUUGAACUCAGUAUUUCUAAAGACUUGGAAGGUAGUGAUCCUCAAGCUGUAAAGAAAAAAAAAAACGAAUUGUAGCGUUGAUAUGGAAACAUAGCCAAAAGACAAAUCCGCAUUUCCAUCAAUCCAGAUAAAACUCGGAAACAAAUCCCCAAACAUUCAAAGCUAAUAUUUGACAAUCUGAGAACUUGUUUUCAUAUACAGUCCUAGAUCCCUAGGUGCCUCGUCAUCACUUCAGCAUCCACUUGAAGGUUAGAUUAGAGAUGCUGAAGUACCUGUAGGUCCAACUGAAGAUACUCUCACAUUGCAGAGAGAGCUGGCAUGAGGCAUGCAGGCAGCCUGUUGAGCUGAGCUGCUCAUUCAAGUGCAAACACUCAAAUGUAACAAAUUGAAUUCCAUUUUAAGGGUUCAUAUGUGAAUCACAAUCACAGAAUUAAAAGGCGCCUGCAUUCUUUUAAAUAUACGUUCACAUUUAGCACCUAUACAGCCUUCUGUAGCUUGUAAAAUAACAGUAACAGAAGAAGAAAAAAAACAGAAACAAUACUGUAACAGUUUGGCAUUGGAGCAGCUUUGUUGAUGGAGGAGGUCUGCUACUGAAAAUGUAAUAAUGGGCUAAUCCCCUCGCAUGCGUAAUGAGAGCCGGUGCCAAGAGCAGGGCUCAAAACCAACCCGCCAUCUGUCUGAGAGACACACUUUGUUCUGACGAGAACACGGCCACACACAUCACUUUUUACGCACAGUACGCACAACCGUGGAUUUACACCAGAGUCAGAGCAGCUCUGCGCGACAUGAUGAUGCUUUAGUGUGAAACACAGAGCAGGGAGAAAUCGAGAUUUUUGUUUUAGAUUAAAAGACAGUUUCUCGGGCUUGCGAAGUUGGUUGAUGUCUCGUUUUAGCCGCGCGUAAAACCUCUCUCGGUUCGCUGAAAGUCUGGUUUCUCUUGGAUUUUUUUUUCUUUCUUUUAGCUCAAACCACAAGAUGAAUAACUUCACAUCAUCUCCACAUCUGAACCAAACUUUAGGCAUGUGGACGGACUACAGCGUUCAGUACAAAGUGAUCAGUAGUUUGCUACUUUUCGUGAUUUGCGCUUUAGGAAUCGUUGGGAACGUCAUGGUGGUCCUGGUGGUGCUCACCACCAAACACAUGAGGACUCCAACGAACUGCUACCUGGUGAGUUUAGCUGUGGCGGACCUGAUGGUGCUCACAGCGGCUGGUCUACCCACCAUCACGGACAGCAUCUUUGGCUCCUGGGUGUUUGGACACUAUGGGUGCCUCUGCAUCACCUACUUCCAGUAUCUCGGGAUCAACGCGUCCUCGUGCUCCAUAACCGCCUUCACCAUAGAGAGAUACAUCGCCAUCUGUCACCCUAUUAAAGCGCAGUUUCUGUGCACUCUGUCCAGAGCCAAAAAGAUCAUUCUGUUCGUCUGGGCUUUCACUUCUCUGUACUGCGUGAUGUGGUUCUACCUGUCUGACAUCCAGGAGCUCGUGUACGACAACAUCACCAUCAUCACGUGCGGCUACAGAGUCUCCAGGAAGUAUUAUUUGCCCAUUUACUUCUUCGAUUUCGGCGUCUUCUUCGUGGUGCCGCUGCUGCUCUCCGCGGUGCUGUACGGACUCAUCGCCAGGAUCCUCUUCCUCAACCCGCUGCCCUCAGACCCCAAAGACAAGAAGAAGAACGGACACAACAACCACACCGCCACCAAGAAGAGCAGCUGCAAAAACUCCAGACACUCCAGCUCCACCGCCACCUCCCGCAGACAGGUGACAAAGAUGCUGGCGGUGGUGGUGAUCCUGUUCGCCAUGCUCUGGAUGCCGUACCGCACUCUGGUGGUUGUCAACUCCUUCCUGGACCAGGCCUACCUGAACAGCUGGUUCCUUCUCUUCUGCCGGAUGUGCAUCUACCUCAACAGCGCCAUCAACCCGGUCAUCUACAACGCCAUGUCGCAGAAGUUUCGCGCCGCCUUCCGCAAGAUCUGCCGCUGUGGGCGGAAAGGUGCGGAUAAACCCACCGCGUACAGCGUGGCGCUCACGUACAGCGCGGUCAAAGACACGUCGAUGGUGGAGAGCACCGACCACUUCACGACGGAGCUGGAGGAGCUCACGGUUACGGACGAUCUGCUGUCUGAGCAGAAAAUGAUGUUCCAGGAUCAAAGUGUGUACGCAAAGGUGGAUUUCAGCGAAACCUGAGGUUUGUUUGAGGCUGAAGCGAUGAGUCUGAGAGUCGAUAGAUUUAAGAGCCUGAAGUUGCUUAAUGGAGUUUGUAAAGAGAGAAUAUUGUGUCCUGAGUGCCUGCUGACCUUUUUCUAGCCAGGUGUCUUAAGCUAAAGAUGUAACAAAUCACAACAGCUGGUGUGUCGUAUUGGCACUUAGCUCUUUGAGGAAAUGGAUCCUGGAGAUCGUAAAGUGAAAAUAUAUUGACAGAAAAGCUCUCUUAGCUGUGUCUUAUCUCGAACCUUUCCGUGUAAUAUAAUGUGAAUGAGUCACUGAAACAUGAAUGUGAAGAAAACCAUUCCUACUUCAGAUAAGUCGGCUUGUGCAGCCAACCAGUACAGAACUCGUUUUUGGAUCUUUAAACAUGCAGUGCAAAACAUCUGCCUCCCCCUAGUGUCAGAGAGAGUAAUUACAUGAACCUGGUAGACUUCAGCAUAUGAAGACUACCAUGCCUUAGACUGAAUAUAAGAAGUGGACACAGGCGUUCUGUUUCAAAACUGAAGCGAAUGUGGAAGUGUCUUAAAUAUGCCUUCUUUAUAAUGGCCAGCAGGGGGCGAUUCAACGUUUUAAAAGAAAUCAGUUUGUGUAGAAAAUCACCCUACACCUCACUUAAUUUAUUACCUCAAUAAAAUCUUCAUAAUGAGUUUAUAGACUCAGUUUAAAUCUUCCUUAACACAGCAUAAUGUUUGUGUUGUAAACUUUAUUCCCAUUUAAUGGAAAGUAGAAGAAAGAGGGUUCGCUUUAGGGUGUGUGAGUACCAAGUAGCUGGUUGACAUGGCAACCGGUCAACCAGGGUAGAUUAAAGAGAUGUGUAUCCCCCAUGGACUGUUUAAAGCAUGGAC